Molecule: messenger RNA, 1955 nt
Organism: Myotis daubentonii (Daubenton's bat)
Lineage: Eukaryota; Metazoa; Chordata; Mammalia; Chiroptera; Vespertilionidae
Gene: STXBP2
Product: syntaxin binding protein 2
Biological process (GO): vesicle-mediated transport
Source: RefSeq, a predicted model, not a curated record
UGGCGCGCGAGGCCACGCCCCCACCUUUGACAGACCCGGAAGCGGCGGCGCCCCUUGGGGAAGAUGGCGCCCUCGGGGCUGAAGGCGGUGGUGGGGGAAAAAAUUUUGAGUGGAGUCAUUCGGAGCGUCAAAAAGGAUGGCGAAUGGAAGGUGCUCAUCAUGGACCACCCAAGCAUGCGCAUUUUGUCAUCCUGCUGCAAGAUGUCAGACAUCCUGGCUGAGGGCAUCACCAUUGUGGAGGACAUCAACAAGCGGCGAGAGCCCAUCCCCAGCCUGGAGGCCAUUUACUUGCUGAGCCCCACGGAGAAGUCGGUGCAGGCCCUGAUCGCAGACUUCCGGGGGACCCCGACCUUCACCUACAAAGCGGCACACGUCUUCUUCACAGACACCUGCCCUGAGCCUCUGUUCACGGAGCUGGGCCGCUCCCGUCUGGCAAAGGUAGUGAAGACGCUGAAGGAGAUCCACCUUGCCUUCCUCCCCUACGAGGCCCAGGUGUUCUCCCUGGACGCCCCCCACAGCACCUACAACCUCUACUGCCCCUUCCGGGCAGGGCAGCGGGCACGGCAGCUUGAGGCGCUGGCCCAGCAGAUUGCCACGCUUUGCGCCACCCUGCAGGAGUACCCAGCCAUCCGCUACCACAAGGGACCAGAGGACACGGCCCAGCUGGCCCACGCAGUCCUGGCCAAGCUGAAUGCCUUCAAGGCAGACACUCCCAGUCUGGGCGAGGGCCCCGAGAAAACCCGCUCGCAGCUGCUGAUCAUGGACCGGGCGGCCGACCCCGUGUCCCCACUGCUGCAUGAGCUCACGUUCCAGGCCAUGGCCUAUGACUUGCUGGACAUUGAGCAGGACACGUACAGGUACGAGACCACCGGGCUGAGCGAGGCCUGUGAGAAGGCGGUGCUGCUGGAUGAGGACGAUGACCUGUGGGUAGAGCUGCGGCACAUGCACAUUGCGGACGUGUCCAAGAAGGUCACGGAGCUCCUGAAGACAUUCUGUGAGAGCAAGAGAAUGACCACCGACAAGGCCAACAUCAAAGACCUGUCCCACAUCCUGAAAAAGAUGCCACAAUACCAGAAGGAGCUGAACAAGUAUUCCACGCACCUGCACUUGGCUGAUGACUGCAUGAAGCGCUUCAAGGGCCCCGUGGAGAAGCUGUGCGGUGUGGAGCAGGACCUGGCCCUGGGCUCGGACGCGGAGGGGGAGAAGAUCAAGGAUGCCAUGAAGCUGAUCGUGCCCGUGCUGCUGGACGCAGCAGUGCCCGCCUACGACAAGAUCCGCGUCCUGUUGCUCUACAUUCUCCUGCGGAACGGUGUCAGUGAGGAGAACCUGGCCAAGCUGAUCCAGCACGCCAACGUGCAGGCCCACAGCAGCCUCAUCCGGAAUCUGGAGCAGUUGGGGGCCACUGUCACCAACCCCGGGCAGGAGCCCCCAGCCUCCCCCUCAAUCCCCCACCGCCUGCAGGGCCCUGGGGUCUCCAGCCGGCUGGAGCGGAGGGAGCGCUUGGAGCCCACCUAUCAGCUGUCCCGCUGGACUCCAGUCGUCAAGGAUGUGAUGGAGGAUGCUGUGGAGGACCGGCUGGACCGGAAGCUAUGGCCCUUUGUGUCUGACCCCGCCCCCAUGCCAAGCUCUCAGGCUGCAGUCAGUGCCCGCUUCGGCCACUGGCACAAGAACAAGGCUGGUGUGGAGGCCCGUGCGGGGCCCCGGCUCAUCAUCUACGUUCUGGGCGGCGUGGCCAUGUCGGAAAUGAGGGCCGCCUACGAAGUGACCAGGGCCACGGAUGGCAAGUGGGAGGUGCUGAUUGGCUCCUCACACAUCCUCACUCCAACCCGCUUCCUGGACGACCUCAAGAUGCUGGACCAGAAGUUAGAGGACAUUUCCUUGCCUUGACCGUCCAGGCCCACCCUGACCUGCACCCCGCCCUUUCCAGAAAAAUAAAGUCCUCUCUUCUGUCUGGG